AUGAGCAUCUCCACGUGUGUUCGCUCUUGUGGUUGCCGAACAUAUUCUUACUGGAUGGUGAUGAUGAGGAAAUCAACGAGCGUUUGGCUGAGGUCUGCCCAGAUUCGUGUGGAGGCUCUCCUUCCUUUUCUACCCCACAUCUCUGGUCUUGGUAUCGAAAUCUCAAGCGCUGCUGCAGCCGAACAGUUGAGGGGGAGCUUAGGGGAAUUCCAUGGCCGUCUAGAACGCAUUUGGGUGGAAUACUCUGUGGAAAUCGAUGAAUGUAUCAAUAGCAUUGGCGAGAGCUGCAAGGAGGUCUAUCUAGCUUCUACUGGUUCAUCAUACAUAACUGUUGAGCUUGGUACGAAGGUUGAGAAGGUCGUCCUGGCCGGUAAGCUCAGCAGCAAGACGCUACGGUGUUUCACGGCGUUACCUAGCAACCAGUUGAUCAUAUUGGACCUCUCACACUGCCGUUUGCCGCACCGUAUGAAAGUCAGUGUUGAUGACAUCUUGGAACGUCAUCACGGAUCGUUGAGCUAUAUGGCCUUCAAGUACUUCCCACUACCCUUGUCUCGUCUUGCUGGUGUCGGGGCGAGGUACCCGAGGCUUGUGUGUUUCCCCAAGCUUCUUAGAGGGCUCGACGUUAUGCAGGUGGUCCUUACUGAUCUGUCGCCGAGGAUGACGUACAGUGCUCCUACUGGUAGUAGAGAGGACUACUUCUCUCGCUUUGACCAUCUGCCUUUGAUCGGUUGGAGCGAAUUUGGCGUUUUCGCUUCCACAUUGGCAAUCUUCGACUUCUGUGAGCUGGAGGCAACUUGGGCCUCUCUGGCUGGGGAAAUCAAGGGCUUGUGGGCAGCUGCGGCCAAGUCUGUUGAGCAGCUCUAUGGAGACUAUAGGAAGUACGUACCUGCAUCCAAACUGCCUCCAGCUUCGUUCGAUCUCGAGCUGUCCAGCGACUCUGGCUCCGCAGAAGUUGAUGACGAUAACAGCAGACUCUCGGGCAAUCGUGUGAAGAGCCUCGACGGCUGUUUGGAUGGUUUGGCUCACCUAAAGCAUCUUGAUUUGAGCUACAACCGCCUUACCUCUCUUGAGGACGCUGGUUCGAGUCUUGGUAACCUCAUGGCUCUUGAGAGGCUCGAGCUGCAGGGUAACAGCAUAAGCCAACUGCUGGGUCUUCAACAGUGCUGGCGUCCUCCUCCUCCGUCUUCACCACUCAACGCUUCUGACAGCAUGCCCCCCGGUGUCACUUAUCUGGACCUUCGAGAUAACCGCAUCGAGGAUUCAACACAGCUACUGUAUAUAUCUGGGAUGACUAUAAAACAAUUGCUCAUGCGUGGGUCUCGAGAGCACCGCAAUACGAUAUGUGAAGACGCGAACUACCGUCUGAUGGUGCUACAGACUUUACCGGAUAUCGAGGUCUUGGAUGGGAGAAUCGUCACGGAAGAUGAACGGAGGGAGGCUAGGAGCAAAGCUCUUGUUAUACUGCGGUGCACGAGGAAAGAUGAGAGGGUGAAGUUACCCGCAGAUCGAACAGGUAGUACUCUGGCUCAACACAGCACGAGGCGGUCUGCUUCUCACUUGAGGAAUCCGUGGGUGGAUACGUCACGAUCGACUGGAUCAAGGGAGAAGGCAGCGUCAGAGCCGCUUGGGGGAGGAAGGAGCAGCUUGCGUCGGAGUCAGCAGGUCGAGGCUGUCGAGAGCCUAUCUACCCAAAACGACUCUGCGGAGGCGAAUCGGCGAAUACAGGGAGAUGAGCAUAGGGAGUGCGAGAGGCAGGUGAGGCAGCUGAGGGCGAUGGUCGCGACUAUGCAGGAACACUAUGAAGCUAUGCUGAGGGAGGCCUCGGCCAGACUGGAUGGUACUCGGGACCAGCUGGAGGCGAUUGAGGAGGAGCGCCGUCGCCUGGAAGCUUCAGUGAAGCAUGGGGAGAAGGCUAAAUUGAAGCACGAGGCGGCUCUGGCGAAGGACCUCAAGCUGCUCGAGGCCGACAUGGAGAAGAGGAACAGACGAUUGAAGACUCUGGAGGAGAAUCUCACUAAAAGUGAGCAGGAGGGGCAGGAGGCGCAUAAGGUGGUGGAAGAGCUCCAGCGGGAGAAGGAGGAGUUGUUGACGGCGAAGGAAGAUCUGAUCACAAAGUGCUCCAACAUGGAGGAAAAAAUCAAAGAUUUGGAGGAGUCCAUGCUGAAAAUGAGAGAGUUGGAGUUGGAAGUGAGCAGGUUGAAGGCCCACAAGGCAGAGGAGCCCGUAGCGGCUCCUGUUAAGCCUUCACGAGAGGAUGUAUCGGCUGAAGUGGAGGCGGCUAAACGCGAGGCUAUUGCGGUUGUGGAGGAGAAGGCAUCUCGAUUGGAGGGAGAGGUCGCUGAUUUGAAGAGGGAGCUUCAGGAGCGCAGAGAGCAAAUAAGGUGUCAGCGGCAGGCCUAUGUGGCGUUGGAGGAGCAGUUUCGACUCAAGGCUGAAAGGGACGAGAGCAGGGUGACAGAGCUUACUGCUCAGCUAGGGAGCGAACGGAAGAUGAGUAAGCUUUCAUGA
Perkinsus marinus ATCC 50983 is the source of this 2508-nucleotide messenger RNA. Its product is annotated as paramyosin, putative. NCBI's taxonomy places the organism in Eukaryota, Perkinsozoa, Perkinsida, Perkinsidae. The record is from RefSeq and is a predicted model, not a curated record. The transcript has 13 exons. Bases 1 to 2508 code for a protein of 835 amino acids. Gene Ontology annotation, molecular function: protein binding.